GCGGUGGUGCGGGAGAUGGGGGGUUAGAUUUGGUAGAAUUGCGUGACUCGCGUCAUUGCGCUGGAGUUUGGGGUUGGGUUGAAUUCAGCGGUUAGAGUGGAUUGGCUGGGUUGGGAUAUCAGGGCAACCUACCCAGAGAGCGGAGUAAUACUUGAUACCGUAGGAAUCGGGAUAUGGACGCAAGGUCCGUACACGGAUUGUUGUGGCGCUCUGGUUGAUUCGGGUUUUUGGGUGAUCUGAGUGCUCGAACUACUUAGGGUGAUAGCCGCAAGACAGCGAAUUGAAUCACAAGCAACAGUCCACGGCUAGGCCAAUCCACAGUUGAAAUGCAGCGAAUAUUCCGACUAACAUACUCAAGUAAACCAUACGCCAUCUUCAUAUCGAGCAUCAUCAUCCAUGGUCAUCACUCUUCAUCCCCUCCUCCCGACUCAUACCCACCACACUCACAUACUUGCUAUCCGCCGGCGUCGCUGCCAUCCCCUCGAACACCUCCUCUUCCUUCCCUACCUCCUCCUUUUCUCCCAACAACAUCCGCGCCUCCACCAUCCCCUCCAACCGCCUUAACGCCUCCCGUGGCCCCUCCCCCUCCACAUCUUCCCACUCCACCACCUCCCCGACACUACUCCCAUCCGCGCUCCCACCACUCACGCACCGACUCGGCGCAUCCGACGCGGCCGACGACGACGCGAAGUCCGACUCGACUGCUGUCACGCCAGAUAAGCUUACUCGGUACCGCGCGCGGUGGCCAGGGUCGAGGCCGGGGAUCAGCCCGCGGUCGGGGACACUGCCGAGGCUCCAGCGCUGGCUAGGGUUGGUCAUGGUGCUGCGGCGCCGGAGGUUGCGGUCCAUGGCGGAUUGCGGGGCGGG
This is a messenger RNA of Eremomyces bilateralis CBS 781.70, 867 nucleotides long. RefSeq lists its product as uncharacterized. Bases 327 to 809 code for a protein of 160 amino acids. The transcript is spliced from 3 exons. Lineage: Eukaryota; Fungi; Ascomycota; Dothideomycetes; Eremomycetales; Eremomycetaceae. The record is from RefSeq and is a predicted model, not a curated record.